This is a messenger RNA of Blumeria graminis f. sp. triticale, 3258 nucleotides long. The record is from the annotation of a GenBank genome assembly. NCBI's taxonomy places the organism in Eukaryota, Fungi, Ascomycota, Leotiomycetes, Helotiales, Erysiphaceae.
AUGGAAUCGUCGUCAGAGGGCAGUUGGCGAAAAGAUAUUGAAAAAUCUCUCGAUUCAGUCCUUGGUGUUGUCAGCAAAUCAUUGGGGCCAGUCUCAUAUCAUAACUACCGUCACUCAAAAGAAGUUUCUGAAAAGCCGAAAGCAAUCUCUUUCCUGGCAGAUCUGAAAAAGAUAGGCUUCAAUGACCUUGAGACUCUCCUUUCUUUGCUUAAUUCUGAGGUUAAAGGCGAACAGGAUGACAGCAAAUUUCUUCUUGAAAAUUUAGUCAAACUUCUAGCCAAAUGGGAUGAAGGCUCAAAAUUCGGAGAACAGUUGAGCAAUGCCUUUAUUGGCAACCUUUGGAACGCUACAGAACAUCCUCCUACAACCAGUCUUGGCUCUCAGUAUAAAUAUCGAGCUGCAGAUGGAAGCUUUAACAAUAUCUCCUUACCUGAACUUGGAAAAGCUGGCACCCCGUACGCGAGGAGCGCAAAACCAGAGAAGCUCCAAAAUAUUGCACUUCCAGAUCCUGGCAUAAUAUUUGAUAGCGUAAUGGCUCGUGGGGAAACAUUCGAGCCCCAUCCAAACAAGGUUUCUAGUAUGCUCUUCUACCUUGCAUCUAUAAUCAUUCAUGAUAUAUUUCGAACAGACCAUGCGGAUUUUAAUAUCUCUUUGACAAGUAGCUACCUUGACUUAGCUCCGCUCUACGGAAGCAACCAAGAAGAACAAGAUACAAUUCGAGUUUUUAAAGAUGGAAGGAUUAAGCCUGAUUGUUUCUCUGAAAAGAGGGUCUUGGGCUUCCCUCCAGGAGUCGGAGUCAUGCUUAUCAUGUUCAACAGGUUUCACAACUAUGUUGUAAUGCAGUUGGCCGCAAUAAAUGAGAAUGAUCGUUUCAGAAGACCAGCAGAAUCUAGUUCUGAAGCUGCUUGGCUCAAAUAUGACAAUGAUUUAUUCCAAACAGGUCGUCUUAUCACGUGUGGUCUAUAUGUUAAUUGUGUUCUUAAAGAUUACGUUAGAACUAUUCUGAGUCUGAACCGUACAGACUCAAAAUGGAACCUCGACCCUAGGACCGAGGAAGGGAAGUCUCUUUUUAUCAAGCCAUUGGCAGAAGGUGUCGGAAAUCAGGUUUCUGCAGAGUUCAACGUGAUUUAUCGUUGGCAUUCAGCUAUCUCUGUGCGUGAUGAAAAAUGGACCCAGGACCUUUACGCUCAAAUGUUUCCAGGCAGAGAUCCUGACUCCAUAAGCAUGGAUGAAUUACUGCAAACACUUGGGAAAUUUGAAUCUGAUAUCCCAAACGAUCCUCUGAAACGCCAAUUUGCUAACCUUACCCGCAAUUCUGACGGAAAUUAUCUCGAUGAUGAUCUAGUACAAAUUUUGGAAGCUUCCAUUGAUGAUGUUGCUGGCUCAUUUGGCGCAAACAGGGUUCCAAAAAUACUGCGAUCCGUAGAAAUAUUGGGAAUCAUACAGUCUAGGGCCUGGAACUUGGCUUCUUUAAACGAAUUUAGGCAAUAUGCGGGCCUGAUAAAAUAUGCUACAUUUGAAGAUAUUAACCCUGAUCCAAUUGUCGCUGAAAGGCUACGAAAUUUAUACGAACAUCCAGAUAACGUGGAAUUGUACACUGGAAUAUUAGCAGAAAAAGUUAAACCACCCAUGACUCCUGGAUCUGGACUUUGUGUCAACUUCACUACGUCUUAUGCAAUUCUAUCAGAUGCCGUUGCGUUAGUCAGAGGAGAUCGGUUCUACACUGUUGACUACACUGCAAAGAAUCUGACGAACUGGGGAUAUAGAGAAGUUCUAUAUGACACAUCUGUCGACGAAGGAUGCGUUUUUCACAAGCUCAUUCUCCGUGCUUUUCCUCAUCACUUUAAAGAUAAUUCUAUCUUUGCUCAUUUCCCUUUUGUUAUACCCGAAGAAAACUUAGUAAUACAAAAGUCACUAAAUCGAGCUGAUAAGUAUUCCUGGGAUAAGCCAGCUAUGAAUCCUUCAACCAUCAAUAUUGAGUCAUAUACUAUGGCUCAAGAUAUCCUCAGAAAUGCUGCAUCCUGGAAGGUUGCCAAUGGGCAAGUAUUCUCACUUCUCCGAAAUAAAUUGACCAAAUCCCCCCAUGUUCUCAAGAAUUCAACUACUGAAACACAUCGUCCUAAAAAUCUAGAAAAUACAGUGAGAACUUUCUACCAAGAAACAACCAGGAAACUUCUCGAUACCUACAGUUACAAUCUCACAUCAGUCAAUGUGUGCCAAAUUGAUAUUGUUCGUGAUGUCUCAAAUAUAGUCAACACCCUUUUUGCUGCAUCAAUUUUCAAUAUACCCAUCAAAGCAUCUGAAUCAUCUGAUGGGCCGCAUACUGAGCAUGAAUUAUAUCAAAUUCUUUCCUUACUUUACACAGUCAUCGUGUCUAAUGAGGAUAAAACAAAAAGCUUCCACUUAAAACAGAUCUCACAUCAUACGACUAAGCAGAUUAGUGAUCUACUUUUACAUCAUACUAAAUCUAUUGCUGCCAAGGGCGUUUUCUCUGAUAUUCUUUCCAAAUUACACGAUUCUUCCGUCCUAGCUUCCUAUGGGACGUAUUUAGUGAAAGAAAUGCUAGAAACUCAGGUACCAGCAAGUGAGAUAAUCAGAGAUCAAAUUUUACCAACAAUGGCUUUUAUUUCUGCCGGCGGGUCACAGAUAUUUUGUCAAGCCUUGGAUUUCUACCUGGGCGAAGGCACUAAAUACCUCGCGGAUAUUCAAGCUUGUUCACUAGUAGAUUCAGCUGAGUCUGACGAGAGAAUCUUUCGAUAUUUCAUGGAAGGUGCGCGAAUCUCGACUAUUUUAGGUAUUGAUUGCUGCUAUCAGCCAAGUAACGAAACUACUGACUCGCCCGUCAUCGAUAAUGGCAAAUUUAAGUUCAACAUUUUGCCUGGGCAGAGGGUUUCUCUAGAUCUUCAUGCUAUCUAUCGAGAUCCUAAAAUUUUCUCCGAUCCUCAAGAGGUAAACCUCAAUCGUCCGCUUGAAUCAUACUUUGACCAUGGAUUUGGACCACAACAGUACGUUGGUCACGACCUUAACCUUGUCGCAAGGGUGGCGAUGACAGCUAUGUUUAAGACGAUCUUUAGCCUAAAAGGCUUACAGCGUUUACGCGGUGGUGGAGUCGAUGGCACUUGGUACCGCGGUGGCGAGAGUCAAGGUAUGUUAAAGAAAGCCCAGAUAUCACCAGGUCGAUUUGCCUAUAUGACCCCGGAUCAAAGUAGCUUCUGUCCCUUCCCAACCACCAUGAAAAUUCAAUGGAAUAUUGAAUAG